UCCCCUCGCCUUGUCGGCACUCCUUUCCCGCCCUCUUCUGUCCCUUCGUGUCCCUCUCUCUCCGCCGUCCUGCUCAGCUUGUGAUGAAGAAAUCACUUCUUCCGGUGAAAAAUGUGCCUGCUUCUGAAAGGCAUAGUGUUGGAAAGGAAGAUUUAGUGAGGCUUCUGAAACAAUAUUUUGGGCAUCCCGAAUUCAGGGGAAAGCAGUUGGAGGCUAUUGAAGCUGUUUUGGCAGGAAGAGACUGUUUUUGUCUUAUGCCAACUGGAGGAGGAAAAUCUAUGUGUUAUCAGAUUCCAGCAGUGGCAAAGCCAGGCAUUGUGCUUGUGAUCUCUCCCUUGAUUGCACUGAUGGAAAACCAAGUUGCAGCACUGAAGAUGAAAGGAAUUCCUGCUGAGUUUCUCUCUUCAACACAGACUGCACAAACUAAAGAGAAGAUCCAUGAAGAGCUCAAUUCUGGAAAGCCGUCUAUUAGAUUGUUGUAUGUGACUCCAGAGUUGGUUGCAAUAUUUGGAUUCAUGACAAAGCUAACAAAGCUUUAUAAUAGAGGGUUGCUGAGUCUAAUUGCCAUUGAUGAGGCGCACUGCAUUUCAACUUGGGGCCAUGAUUUCAGGCCUAGCUACCGCAAACUGUCAUCUUUAAGGAGGCACCUUCCGGGUGUGCCAAUAUUAGCUUUGACUGCUACAGCUGUUCCAAAAGUUCAAAACGACGUGAUAGAAUCACUGUGCCUGCAGCACCCAUUAAUCCUAAGGGCAUCAUUUAAUCGUCCUAACAUAUUUUAUGAAGUUCGCUAUAAAGAUCUUCUGGCUGAUGCUUACACUGAUUUAUCAAAUCUACUCAAGUCUGCCAGAAAUGUUUGCUCAAUUGUUUAUUGUCUUGAACGUUCUAUCUGUGAUGACUUGUCUGGUUACCUAUGCAAGAAUGGCAUAUCCUCUGCUGCUUAUCAUGCGGGGCUAAACAGCAAACUCCGCAGUGCUAUAUUGGAUGAUUGGCUUUCUUCCAGAGUACAAGUCAUCGUUGCAACAGUGGCUUUUGGGAUGGGUAUAGAUAGAAAGGAUGUUCGUAUUGUUUGUCACUUUAAUAUCCCAAAGUCAAUGGAAGGCUUUUACCAAGAGUCUGGAAGAGCUGGCCGUGAUCAGUUGCCUUCAAGAAGUGUGUUGUAUUAUGGCAUGGAUGACCGCAAAAGAAUGGAAUUCAUUUUGAGAAAUGCUGCCAAUAAAAAUUCAGAGUCUUCAUCAUCCUCAAAUAGUUUGUCAGAAAAGUCCCUAGAAGCCUUCAGUCAGAUGGUGGAAUAUUGUGAAGGUUCUGGCUGCCGCCGGAAAAGAAUCCUCAAAAGUUUUGGAGAAGAGGUACCUGCAUCUCUAUGUCAAAAAUCAUGUGAUGCAUGCAAACAUCCAGGCCUGGUAUCCAGAAAACUGGAGGAACUUCGCCAUUCAUCUAACACUCACAAAAGGGAUGGAUUCUUUCCAAUUAUUAUUAAAAGCUCAAAAGAUGCUUUUUUAGAAGGCCAAGUUCAAGACACUGAAUUUUGGAAUCGAGAUGAUGAGGGAAGUUUCUCUGGUGAAGACAUUUCGGAUUCUGAUGAUGGAGUAGAGGUCAUAAGCAGUUUAACUAGGUCAAAGAUUUCAACAAAAGCAGGACUAGAUGAAAAAUUUGAGAUUUUGAAGCACGCAGAAGAGGUUUAUUAUCAAAACAAAGGCCAGAGAAAGCAGGAGGGCAGUCUUACUGACAAAAAGGCCAUAUCUGAGACACUGAAAGAAGCAAGCAAAAAGAGGUUGUUGAAUGCUCUCAAACAGGCUCAGGAAAGGCUUGGAGACCUACCGUUAGACCUCGAGGCUUCUGCUAUCUUCCUUGAAAUGGACUGCUUCAAAAAGUAUGAGAAGGUUGGGAAAACAUUCUAUAACUCACAAGUCGCUGCGACAGUCAGGUGGCUGUCAUCUUCGAGUCAUGAGCAGAUACUUGACCGGCUUAAUGCGAAUUCUACUACUCUAGUUAGCACCAACUGUAAAUCUGUUACCCCACCACCAGAUCCUAUCAUUCUGGACCACGUGCCAGGAGAAGCUUCUACUGGAGAAAACCAGGACAAUAUUAAAUUAAAGCAUUCUAAUGAAUCAGUAGAGAUGAAAGCCCCUGGAGAAAAGAUAGAACUUCCCCAAAUCCCCUCCUUUUCGGAAUUUAUUAAUCAGAAAAGGAAGGAGGGUCAGAUGGGCUCCUCAGGGGUGUCAAGCCAGUACCCCUCUAGAGGUGUCCAGAAGAGGAUUCUGGAUUCUCAAAAAAAUGGAGCAAACAACGCAAGCAAGAGGAUUAGGUAGCAAUGAAGUUUUAGCAUAUGGUUUGUUUAUUAUGAUCUCACUGAGUUCUCCCGUCCUUUCAUAGGUUUGAAACUAUUGGUCAUUGUUAAUUUAGUCAACCGUCUUCUUUUCUCCAAUGUGCGUCACUGCUCAACUCACAAAAAGAGUAUAUCGUGGUUUUUGUAAAUAAAUGAUUGCAGGCUGUCAACAGCAAAUAUGAUCGGAAUCCGCAUGACUUUGCUCUUCA
Molecule: messenger RNA, 2535 nt
Organism: Elaeis guineensis (African oil palm)
Lineage: Eukaryota; Viridiplantae; Streptophyta; Magnoliopsida; Arecales; Arecaceae
Product: ATP-dependent DNA helicase Q-like 3
Biological process (GO): double-strand break repair via homologous recombination
Cellular component (GO): chromosome; cytoplasm
Molecular function (GO): four-way junction helicase activity; ATP binding; 3'-5' DNA helicase activity
Source: RefSeq, a predicted model, not a curated record